AUGCUCACAGGUCUUGGAGAAGCUCCAAAGCACAGAUUUGAUAACGCGGAUACUCUUUGCCUCUCAGCUGGAGCACUCAAGCGCCAGCGGCAGGGAGGCCUGAGCCUGCACAGCUGGAUGGAAACUUGGUCCCCGCCUAGCAACAGCCUCUGCAUCCUUAGCAACCUGGGAGGGAGCACUGAAGGAGCCGGUGCAGUGAUCCGCCUGACUCCGGAGCUCCUAUCGCCUGUCCUGUUCCCCGCAGGCCACCGCAGUUCUCAAUCCCCAAGAAAUGUGGUGAAAAUCAUUGGAAGUAAACACUUUCGGUGCCUUCUGGAGAAGCCAAAGAUCAAGGAAAAUGAGAACUUGAGCAGAACUCAAACAGUACUCCAGAAAUCCAUGAAUGGUGGUACAAGGCAGAUGAGCACAGACGCCCCAGUUCCUACUCAUCCUACUGAUCAACAAUUCAAUCAUGACCCAGAGGAUAAGGAAGAAAGCAAGGACCCAGAGAACAAUCAGAAACCAGAGAACAACCAGAAAGUCCUAAAAGGAGCACUCAAUAGCGGAUUUCUGGAUAGCAAAGGAGUGAAUUAUGGAAAGCUCCUCUGGUUUUUAAAAGCUGCAGCUUCCAAUGAUCCACCACAAAGCAAAGAAGCUGCAGGCAGCAACCAGAGGAAAUCUCAGGGUUGUCGUCAUCAUGGCCAAAGGGUCUUUCUUUCUUUCCUUGGGCAUAGUGCUCCUAGGCUUCUAGAACAGGUGAGUACUGCUCCUCCAGAGGCCAGCCCACAGUCAGAAGUGGGCGAGAACCUACUGGAGAUCCUGAUGGCACUAAGGACAAUCCAUGGCAAACUCAACAUAGAGGGCCUCAGUCUGAAUUUCCAGAAGGAAGACUACUCUUUCUCUGGCUCCCUGCCCCCACCAAGGUUCUAUUAUUCUGCUAUGUUCCGACCAACAGAUCAGGAGAUGAGUGCCACUGAAGAGACAGUCAGGACUAUAUAUGGAAAACAUGGAUUAUAUCUAACUUUGAGUCUCCUGGAGACACUGCUAAAUCAUCAAGCUCUGGGUUACCAUGGUGAAAUAAAAUGGCAGAAUUUUGUUGAAUUGUUGAACAAAGCUUCCUCUGAUUUGCCCACAGAGACCGGAGGAGCUCUGUGCAGUAUAUGUAUUGCCAGUAAGAUGCUUGUGUUAUUUUGGUGGAAAACUCCAGAAGAAGAACCACAACCAAAAAACCUUCCUGCUGAGAUUUCAGCCACCUAAGAUCCCCUGAAUGCUCUGAAGUUCAGGCCAGUCUCACAGCCUUUUUUAAGUCCAACCAUGAAGAACCCGUCUGAAGAAUACGAGACAUGGAUUGACAGGUUCAAGAAGCUGGAAAAUGCCCUCUAGCAGUGUGAUUGGAGUAAUACAGGAGUCCUGGAGAAGGAAUAAGCCAGAUGCCUCAUUCACAACUACAAUCUCAUUUACAACCUGUCCCUGAGCCCUCAGAAAAUUGACCAAGCCUUGAGGUAAUUCCGUGCGGGAGAAAAUCUGCUCUCGGAGCCAGCCCUUCAGUACUUAAAGGAGCUAUGA
Mustela lutreola (European mink) is the source of this 1545-nucleotide messenger RNA. It is a transcript of the gene C10H1orf87, whose product is annotated as chromosome 10 C1orf87 homolog. NCBI's taxonomy places the organism in Eukaryota, Metazoa, Chordata, Mammalia, Carnivora, Mustelidae. The record is from RefSeq and is a predicted model, not a curated record.